Messenger RNA from Acanthisitta chloris (rifleman), 991 nucleotides. It is a transcript of the gene FBXO15, whose product is annotated as F-box protein 15. Lineage: Eukaryota; Metazoa; Chordata; Aves; Passeriformes; Acanthisittidae. The record is from RefSeq and is a predicted model, not a curated record. The transcript has 7 exons. Gene Ontology annotation, molecular function: protein binding. The annotation marks the transcript as partial.
ACUGUAAAUGCUGGAAUUAAAAGUCUGUAUUUGACACAUUCCAUAAAACCGAAACCAACAGUCUGCAUUGAGAGCAUGCCGUCAGAAAUGCUGCUGAAGAUAUUUUCCUAUUUGGAUGCUGUGUCCCUGUUGUCUGUUGGUUGUGUGAAUAAACACUUCUAUGAUCUGGCCAAUGACAACAGAAUUUGGCUGAAAAUUUAUUCCAGGUGUUUUCAACCAAAAAGGAAAAUUUGGAAAAUGAAGUCUGAACAAACAGAAACUGUUUCCUUGGGCUGUGCUGCUCUACAUGAUAAAAAGCCUGGGCACUGGAAGAAAGAAUACAUCUCAAAACAAACAGCUGCUGUCAAAGCUAGAGUAAUGCGACUUGUUAAACCUGUAGAUCCUUAUACAGGUUUCCCAUGCAAAAACAAAGAAGCUAUAAAAGCCUCUGGGUUGAGUUGGAUAAUUAUUCUAAAGGACAAAAGUGGAAAAGAACAUGUAAUAGAGAAAGCAAACCUGUCAUUUAAGGACACAUCUGUUAGCAUACUUUGGUAUAGUCCAGACUGGCCAAGCUUAGACAUCCUGUCAACCCUGAAGCUAUUCGGAGUUACACCAUUGCUUCCUGACCAAAGCAGAGAUCCCAGCAAGAACAGGCCUUGUCGACGUUCCUUAAUUGCUGAAUAUCAUCUUGCUAACCUGACUGAAAGCAGUGUAGCAGUUGGUGCCGAUAAGCUUGUCCAGCUCUUCAGUCUGAAUCCAGGACUCUUAAUAGGAAUUUGGAAGGAGAAAAAUGAAAUUGCUUUUGUUAUGGCAAGUCUUCAUUAUCAUCAACUUCUUGAGAGAAGCAUUUUGGGUUCUGCUACUGUUCAAUAUGUCCCUCCACCUAAUAAACCUGUAUUGGAUGACAUUGACCCAGAAUAUGGACUGCAUGACUACAGUCUGCAUCUUCAUAUGCAUGGUAGAAGCUGCUCCUUCCUGUGCGUAACAUUCAAGAGCCUUUUCUGCAGAAAAG